This is a messenger RNA of Rhizoctonia solani, 1341 nucleotides long. Its product is annotated as Cys/Met metabolism PLP-dependent enzyme. The transcript has 5 exons. Gene Ontology annotation, molecular function: pyridoxal phosphate binding; cystathionine gamma-lyase activity. The record is from RefSeq and is a predicted model, not a curated record. Lineage: Eukaryota; Fungi; Basidiomycota; Agaricomycetes; Cantharellales; Ceratobasidiaceae. Bases 1 to 1341 code for a protein of 446 amino acids. Gene Ontology annotation, cellular component: cytoplasm. Gene Ontology annotation, biological process: transsulfuration.
AUGGUUCAUAUAUCUGUUGGUUCGGCCAGCUUUGGGACUCGCGCAAUUCAUAUUGGUGCCGAACCAAACGCUGAGACAGGUGCUGUGAUUGAACCUAUUUCUUUAAGUACGACUUAUAAACAAGAAGGCGUUGGCUUGAACAAGGGAUAUGAGUAUUCUCGGUGUGGAAACCCCAAUCGAGUUCAACUCGAGCUCUUAUUGGCUUCGCUGGAGGCGGGUGGGGGCAAUGCUGUGACGUUUGCCUCUGGAACUGCAACUACGACUACUGUUCUGCAAGCCCUGGGAUCCAAUGCCCAUAUCGUCAGUAUGCAUGAUGUAUAUGGUGGAACCUAUACUUGUAUGACUCGAGUAGCCAAAGAUGUUCAGGGAUUGGAGACCACUUUUGUUGAUCUAGACAGCUGUUCCGACGAUCAAAUAACAGCCAGCUUCCGAGACAAUACUAAAUUAAUAUGGAUUGAGUCACCAACCAACCCGACCCUGCGUAUUGUCGAUAUUCACAGAAUUGUGCAGCUCGCUCGGAAGCACCCAUCCAAUCCCCUAGUAUUGGUCGACAAUACCUUUUUAUCCCCCUUCUAUUCUUCUCCACUCCUUCUUGGAGCCGACGCUGUCGUACACAGCUUGACCAAGUACAUCAAUGGUCACUCCGACGUACUGAUGGGCGCCCUUAUUGUUCCAUCAGCCUCCGACCAUCCGCGUGCAGCCGCAUUUGCUGAAAGAGUUAGAUUUCUUCAGAAUGCAGGGGGGGCCGUUCCAAGCCCACAUGACUGCUGGUUGGCCCAUCGUGGAGCCAAGACACUGCAUCUUCGCAUGCAAGCCCAUGGUCGCAACGCGCUCCGGGUAGCUUCGUACUUACAGCAAAUUUCUGGACCUGAAUCGUCUGUCGAAAGCGUAAUUUACCCCGGACUCGCAAUCCAUCCUCGUCAUCAACUUGCUGUUAAGCAAUUAUCUCCUCAUUCCAAGAGGUUCAUCGAUACCCUGCCAAAGGAAGAAACUGCCGCUGGUAUUCCGUUUGGGGGAAUGAUCAGUUUUAGAAUAAAAGGCGGACAGGAGACAGCUGAAGCGUUCCUAGCUAAUAGCCGCUAUUUCACGCUAGCUGUCAGUCUGGGGGGAGUCGAGAGUUUAGCCCAGAUCCCUGCUAGAAUGACCCACGGGUCCAUUCCAGAGACCGAGCGUAACGCAUUGGGCAUUACAUCCAAUCUCGUAAGGUUGAGUAUCGGUAUUGAAGACGCGGAUGAUCUCAUUGCCGAUAUACAACAAGCGCUUGCUACUACUUUACCUCACUUAGCUCAUAAGCUGACCGUUUGCGGCUCGGAUAAUUUUAGCGGACAGCCCGCUAUUUGA